AUGAUUCGUUUCGUUUCAUGGCGGUCGCAUGCCGAGGACAGCGCGUUGAAGUUGGUCCGAUGGACCGGAGCCGCCACUGCUCGGCUGAUGCUCCCAUCAGCUCCCACCGGGAGCAUCAGCAGCGCGAGGCUUGCGCCGGGUGUCUGCACGUAUAGUGAAAUAGUGUGCACAGGUGUCAGACAUGGCUGGCUGGCCGUCUCUGGGAUCGGUAUCCAGAGGGUAGGGUAG
Messenger RNA from Penicillium lagena, 228 nucleotides. RefSeq lists its product as uncharacterized. The record is from RefSeq and is a predicted model, not a curated record. The transcript has a single exon. The coding region runs from base 1 to 228 and encodes 75 amino acids. NCBI's taxonomy places the organism in Eukaryota, Fungi, Ascomycota, Eurotiomycetes, Eurotiales, Aspergillaceae.